This is a messenger RNA of Wasmannia auropunctata (little fire ant), 918 nucleotides long. RefSeq names its product mitochondrial import receptor subunit TOM70-like. The record is from RefSeq and is a predicted model, not a curated record. The annotation marks the transcript as partial. Gene Ontology annotation, molecular function: protein binding. NCBI's taxonomy places the organism in Eukaryota, Metazoa, Arthropoda, Insecta, Hymenoptera, Formicidae. The transcript is spliced from 4 exons.
ACUUUUUUACAAAAAGCACGAGAGUGUAACAACACAGGAAAUGUAUAUUUCAAGGAGGGAAAAUAUCAUAAAGCUAUUGUUCAAUAUAAUAAAGCAAUCAAUGUUUAUCCGAGAACAAAGACAAACAUGAAUGACCUCGCAAUUUUUUAUCAAAAUAGAGCGGCUGCGAAUGAGCAAUUGAAAAAAUAUAGUGAUGUAAAGGCAGAUUGUACAAAAGCGUUAGAGUUAAAUCCAAAAUACAUAAAAGCUUUUUUACGUCGAGCACGUGCUUUAGAGCAAUUAGAAGAUUUGGAAGCUGCUUUGGACGAUUUGAAUACUGUGCGUAUUCACGAACAUUUUUUAAAUCAAACUACAAAUGCAAAGGCAGAUAAAAUCUUGGAAAAGCUUGUAAAACAAUACGUCCAGGAAAAUUUGGCAAACAACAAGUUUGCAAUGCCAAAUAAGGAGUUCGUCAGAAAGUACAUUUUAUCUUUCCCAAAGGAUCCAGUAUUUUCUAGACUUCAAUAUCCAGAAAAUAUUCCAGAGUUUCUCAAGAAACCAUUACAAGCUUUAAAAGACAAAAAAUACGAUGAUAUAAUACCGCUGUGCACGGAAGUCAUUCAAAGACCCGAAUUUGAUACAUUACCUUCAUCUAGACUAGAGGUGCUAUUGUUACGAGCUACAUUUUACUUUCUCUUGAGCAACGUCGAUUCUGCAAUCCAAGAUUUUGAAAAAAUAUUGAGUAGUAAAGAUGCAUCCGUUGAUGUAAAGACAAACGUUCUGAUAAAAAGAGGAGACUUAUACAUGCAUCUCAAAAAUCUUGAAAUGGCUUUCAAUGAUUUCGAGUUAGCCAUUAAUAUGAAUCCAAGUUGUAGUGAGAUCUACUAUCACAGAGGAUGGGUACGCAUAUUGAACAGAUUUUUCCAGCAUUGGGUCUAA